AUGAACCACGUCAAGUCGGCUCUUCUCUCAGGCCACCGCCCGCACCGUCUCGCGGCGGCGGCGCCGCAGCAGCUGGCGGCCACCGCGUCGUUCCACUCCACGCCUCCCCUGCAGCGGAAGCGCAAGACCCAGUGGCAGCACAUGCUUCUGAAUAUUGGGUUCCUCAAGGUGAAUUUGGACGUCCUUAGGUUCAAUUUUUAUGCAAAACGCAGGAGAAAUAGAGACACAAAAAGAACAAUGAUACGGAAUAUGUCUGAGUAUGCGGAGCAGCUCUUCAAUAGUUGGCGUGAUGAAGAUGAGAAAAAAGACGCAUCUAGUGGACCUUCAUGGUUUAGAGGACAUCGUUGGGUCAGAGAUUCGAGGAAUAAUGGUUUCCGUCCACAUGAGUUUUUUUACGAUACUGUCAAAAGCAGGGGGGGAUUUGAGUUUUGCACAAGCGAUGAUGAUGAUGAACCAGAGACUGUUUUUCGCAAUGCUUUUCGUGGGAACCAGCACACAUAUUAUUGGUCUUUUGAAUCUGAUGAUUUUCCAAGGAGGAAUUCAAGACGUUCUCAUUCAGAAAGUUCCGGACACUGGAGUUAUGAAACAGACGAUGAGGGCGAAAUAUCCACCCAGACAGAGGUAUCUGUGGCGCGUCAGGCUCUUGGAUUGAGUACUUCUGGCCCACUAAAACUCGAAGAUGUUAAAAGCGCAUACCGGACGUGUGCACUUAGAUGGCAUCCAGAUCGUCAUCAUGGCUCAUCGAAGGCUACCGCAGAGGAGAAAUUCAAACGUUGCAGUGCAGCAUACCAGACUCUGUGUGAUAGUUUGGCUACUGCAUAA
Messenger RNA from Triticum turgidum subsp. durum (durum wheat), 822 nucleotides. Lineage: Eukaryota; Viridiplantae; Streptophyta; Magnoliopsida; Poales; Poaceae. The record is from the annotation of a GenBank genome assembly.